GUACUCCACUUCGUUUCACUAUAAAGAAGCAAAUAAUCUGAGAGAUCACGCAGUUUCACAGCGAUGGACUCUAUAUGGCUUAAGACGAAGACUUUCUUAGCCGAGGAAGCAGCGAGAAGAUCCGAAACCCUAACAAUUUCAUCGGCCAAGAUCGCCGACAUUGUCUCCGAAACCGCGAAGAAAUCCAAGGAGUUUGCCGUCGAGGCCUCGAAGAAAGCCGACGAGUUUAAGACUGUCGCUCUCCGGCAAGCUGAUCAGCACUUGAAGUCCGUGGCCGAUCAAAUUCCUUCUAUAUCACUCGGUGAUAACUCUAAUUCGCCAUCGGAGUCGGAGCUCGAGACGUUCGGCAUUACUGAUGAUCUAAGACAGUUCGCCAGAGGAUUCUCCGUAACUACGUUCGAAAGUUUUUCUAUUCAAGAUGAUUCACCGACGACUGAUGUGCCUACGGUCUUAAACGUCCGGCAAGAUCUCACAGAGUGGCAGCAGAAACAUGCCGUUCUGGUUCUCACUACUGUCAAGGAAAUUUCAAGGUUAAGAUAUGAAUUAUGCCCCCGCCACAUGAAAGAUAGGAUAUUCUGGAGGAUUUAUUUCACACUUGUGAGCAGUCAUGUGGCUUUGUAUGAAAAGAAGUACAUGGAGGAGGUUAAACAGAAAGAAGCAGAGCGAAUGAUAGACUAUAAAGACAAGCAAACUCAGCUGGCAGGAGAGACUAAUAAAUCAGAAGCAGUGAGAACAAAACUGCAAAGUAAGACCUCAACAUCAUCAUCAGCAGCGCAGGACUUGGAUAUAUUUCUUUUGGGAGAUCUUGAUGAUAGUGAUGGGAGUCCAGAUGUGGACGAUGAGGCUUUUGAUGAUGAUUUUGACAAGAUUGACAAAUUGGAAGUCGAAGAAGAUGAGAAGUAGUUGAGGAUGAAGAUUGCUAAUCGAAGAGGUCAAGGGGAAACGCUGAAGUUUGUGUAAUUGUUUAAUAUCUCAGGGUUAGAUGGUUGCCUUGUGUGAGGUUUGAGAUAGUGGGUACUGGUCGUUUGGUGUAGGUCAUUCAUGUUCAUUCAAUUAUUAGUAUCUUUAGCAAUAAUAGACUCUCUUGCACAUUAGUCGAAUAUUUGCCAUUGUACAGUUUAAUUGAUUGUUACAAUUGCAACCUCUAUGAGUUUUAUCAAACUAUAGGACUUUUAUAUGUGUCUUUAUUGUAAAAGCCUUGAAACACAAGACUAUAUAUGC
This is a messenger RNA of Ilex paraguariensis (yerba mate), 1221 nucleotides long. The record is from the annotation of a GenBank genome assembly. Lineage: Eukaryota; Viridiplantae; Streptophyta; Magnoliopsida; Aquifoliales; Aquifoliaceae.